Neohortaea acidophila is the source of this 981-nucleotide messenger RNA. RefSeq lists its product as uncharacterized. The transcript has 3 exons. The record is from RefSeq and is a predicted model, not a curated record. NCBI's taxonomy places the organism in Eukaryota, Fungi, Ascomycota, Dothideomycetes, Mycosphaerellales, Teratosphaeriaceae. The coding region runs from base 294 to 725 and encodes 143 amino acids. Gene Ontology annotation, molecular function: RNA binding. Gene Ontology annotation, cellular component: U2-type prespliceosome; U12-type spliceosomal complex; U6 snRNP. Gene Ontology annotation, biological process: mRNA splicing, via spliceosome; nuclear-transcribed mRNA catabolic process.
UAAUCAUCACCAGCGCGGCGCUGUGCAUGGAAAGAGUGCAAUGUGCAAUCCCGGAAUUCCGUCUGCGCCCAACUCGAGAGACAAGCAGGCAAGCAGCAGCGGGAGGGAGGGGUGGAGCGCACCUGCCCAAGCAAUCCAAGCUGCCCUGCGCGCCGAAGUUCCGGGGCGGCGCUCCUGGAAUUUUCAGCCAAUCACAGUGCACACUCAAAAAGUUCCACCACCUCCAACGCACACCACACCUCCGUCGUCUAUUCCUGUAGCCCACAUUCCCACGCAUUCAACCGUAGACUACUAUGUCAGAACGCGGCAAUUUCAGAGGCGGUGGCGGCGGUGGGCGAGGAGGACGCGGCGAUCGCGGAGGACGAGGGGGCGGUGAGCGAGGAGGGCGUGGCGGAGGGAAUCAAGCCGGCGGAGGUGGUGGUGCUGCUCCCGCCGCGGAGCGCAAGAAGGAGAACAUCCUCGACUUGACCAAGUACAUGGACAAGGAGAUUACGGUGAAGUUCAACGGAGGCCGAGAGGUGACCGGCACGCUCAAGGGCUACGACCAAUUGAUGAAUCUGGUUUUGGACAAUGUGAAGGAGAUUACCAGAGACGAUGAAGGGAACAUGAGCACGCGCUCACUCGGCCUGCUCGUAGCACGCGGCACGCUGCUCGUGUUGAUCUCGCCAGUCGACGGGAGCGAGGAGAUUGCGAAUCCCUUUGUGCAAGCGGACGAUGAUGAGUGAUGCUGCGCAAUGCCAGGAAGGCAGGGUACCGAUGCUUGUCAGACGAUAGCCACUGCGCGGUUGAGGGAGUGCUGGCAAGCGAACCUCAUGGACGCGCAUAGAUGGAGUGAAUGCCGCUGUGCUCGUGCUGGAGAGCCGUACAGAUGCAGCGAGAACUUAUGGGGCGAGAAACGACGGACGAAGUAAGGAAGAGAGCAGACAUCGGCCGUGGAUUUGCCCAAUUCAUUAUCGGCGGCCUCAAGUCCCAAGCUGAAAA